AUGGCUGAGCACAGGGGAAAGGCAGAGGACGACCUCCCGGUAUAUCUGGCCCGACCCGCUUCUACAGAACAAGGAGUUCGACAAAAAUACGGCGGCUUGUUCUGCAGCGUGAGUGACGCCUUCGAGAGCAAGACAAUAGACUUCGAUGCCCUCAGCGUGGGUCAAAAGAGGGGCUCCAGGGCCUCUGGAAGCCCGCAUUCAACCGGACCAGAGGGUGGUUCUGAAGUUGAGAGAUCCAGCAAGGAGACGGAAUCCCUUCAAAGCCUGCAGUAUGAAAAGAGCGACCGGCUUCUUAUCAAAGGCGGCCGGAUUGUCAAUGAUGAUCAAUCCUUCCAUGCAGACAUCUACAUGGAGGAUGGUCUCAUCAAGCAAAUAGGGGACAACCUCAUCGUGCCCGGUGGGGUGAAAACCAUCGAGGCCAAUGGCAAGAUGGUGAUCCCCGGUGGUAUCGACAUUCACACCCACCUUCAGAUGCCGUACCGCGGGACCACCACCGUGGAUGACUUUGCUCAGGGGUCUAAAGCAGCUCUCGCUGGGGGUACCACCAUGAUCGUGGAUCAUGUGAUCCCGGAGGCAGGAAGCAGCCUGAUGGAGGCCUAUGACCAAUGGAGGCAGUGGGCUGACGAGAAGGCCUGCUGCGACUACUCUCUCCACGUGGACAUCACCCACUGGAACGACAGCGUCAAACAGGAGGUGGAAAGCCUGAUGAAGGACAAAGGCGUAAACUCCUUCCAGGUGUACAUGGCUUAUAAGGACUACUACCAGAUGAGCAACAGCGAGCUCUAUGAGGUGUUUACCUUCUUGGCAGAAAGGGGGGCCAUUGCUCAGGUCCAUGCGGAAAAUGGAGAGAUCAUUGCAGAGGAGCAGGCCCGUAUGCUGCAGAUGGGAAUCACAGGACCGGAGGGACACGUGCUAAGUCGGCCAGAAGAGCUGGAGGCGGAGGCCGUGUUUCGGGCCAUCACCAUUGCUAGCCAAACCAACUGUCCUCUUUACGUGACCCGCGUGAUGAGCAAGAGCGCCGCCGACAUCAUCUCGCAGGCUCGCAAAAAAGGAAACGUUGUUUUUGGGGAGCCAAUCACGGCCAGCCUGGGUACGGACGGGACACAUUACUGGAGCAAAAACUGGGCUAAAGCAGCUUCUUUUGUAACAUCACCACCCCUCAGUCCUGACCCGACAACUCCAGACUACCUGAACACGCUCCUGUCCAGCGGAGACCUGAGUGUGACUGGCAGCGCUCACUGUACGUUUAGCGUGUCGCAGAAGGCCAUCGGCAAGGACGACUUCACUCAGAUCCCCGAGGGAGUCAAUGGGGUGGAGGAGAGGAUGACCCUCAUCUGGGACAAAGCUGUGACUUCAGGCAAAAUGGACGAGAACAUGUUUGUGGCAGUUACCAGCACCAACGCAGCUAAGAUCCUGAACCUGUACCCGCGUAAGGGUCGGAUCGCCGUCGGCUCCGACGCCGACCUCGUCAUCUGGGACACCGAUGCCAUCCGAACCAUCACGGCAAAGAAACACAACUCGGCUGCUGAGUACAAUAUCUUUGAGGGCAUGGAGUUGCGCGGCGCGCCUCAGGUGGUUAUCUGUCAAGGAAAGAUCGUCCUGGAAGACGGCAACCUGCACGUGAACUCGGGCGUGGGCCGCUUCAUCCCUUGCUCGCCGUUCCCCGACUACGCCUACAAGCGUGUUAAAGCCAGGAAGCAGCUGGCUGUCUUGAGGGCAGUGCCCAGGGGAAUGUAUGACGGCCCAGUGUCGGAAUUUUCCUUGUCGCGGGGCGGCACCCCGUCCGCCUCGGCGCGCACGUCACCCACCAAGCAGCCUGUCAGGAACCUGCACCAGUCCGGGUUUACUCUAUCAGGUCCCCCCACCCCUGAUGACACCCCUACAAGGCCUGCCGGUCGUCGUAUUAUGGUGCCCCCUGGUGGCCGUUCCAACAUCACUUCCCUCAGUUAA
Molecule: messenger RNA, 1950 nt
Organism: Nerophis lumbriciformis (worm pipefish)
Lineage: Eukaryota; Metazoa; Chordata; Actinopteri; Syngnathiformes; Syngnathidae
Source: RefSeq, a predicted model, not a curated record